CACUGCUUCGCGACCGCCGCUAUGGAGGCUGGUCGCACGGCUAUACUCCGCGUGAAGCGGAAGCGCAGCGAGGAGCCUGCCGAGGCCCUGGUCCUCGCCUGUAAACGCCUCCGGAAAGAUGUGGUGGAGUUGGCGGUCCAAAAGACGCCCCCCGAGGGUCUGGAGAAAGCAGCAGAGAAAAAUGUCUUCCAGUUGGUGGCUACCGUGUGCUCCCAGGAGGACCCGGUCCAGCCGCUCCUGCGCGCUCUGCCCCCACCCUGGGGCACCCAUCAGCGUAUCCGCCACGACCUCCGCGCGUCGACUCGGAAGAUCCAGCAGGAGGGCCGCUACAGGGUAGUCUCUAGCCGCCGACCCUCGGGCCUUCUCUUGGAUGACCUGGAGUCCGAGGACGCGCGGGAAAACGCAGAAGCCGGCGGUGACGCAGGCUUCCAGCUGUUGGAUCUGGUCCACGAAGAAGGAGACCCUGAGGCCGCUGCUACUCCCGCCGCCGCCGCCGCCGCCGCUGCCACCGCAUCCCUCGCCGCCACCACCUCCUGCAAAGUAUCUGACCCAGAUGUGAUCCUUUGCAAUUCUGUAGAGUUGAUCCGCGAGCGGCUGACUAUAUCUGAGGAUGGACCAAGUGUCGGGCCCCGGGAGGAACAGAAGGAUGACUAUGUGUAUGACAUUUACUACUUGGAGACGGCCACUCCAGGAUGGAUUGAGAAUAUCCUCUCUGUGCAGCCCUUAAGCCAGGAGUGGGAGCUGGCUCUGAUGAAUGCACCGGCCUCAGUGAAGAGGAAAGAGGCAAUAGCAGGCCACAGGUGUGGAGCAAAUACCCUUUGGAUGUGCAGAAGGAGUUUGGCUAUGACAGCACUCAUGACCUGGACUCGGACUGAGGAUCUAUCACAGGCCCUUGGGGGCUUUGACUGCCUUAUCAGCCACCCUGGUAGUGGGUUUCCUGGCAUAACACACGGAAGGAGAAAGCAUGUCCAACAGCACCAUCAUAGCAGUGAAAACGUGUGCUGAAGGAGUAUCUCUUUUCCAUUAAUAGUAGGAUGCUUUGCCUCAUUCAAGUGACCCUACAAUCUAGGGGACAAAAAACAAACAAAAAAACAUAAAAUGAAGCUUCCUGGCCUAGGCAUUUUCCUGCUCUUCUUCUACGCUAAAGCCAGUAAGUGGAAGAGAGGCUGUUUCAUGAGAACUUAGGUUCAACUUUCCCACGCCACCAGGCACCCGCCCCCAGUAAAAGCCUGAGUCUUUUUGACGGGAAAAUGUAGAAGGGCUACAGUGGGUCUCUUGUAGGAACACACACUGAGUAGUAAUGGCCAGUAGAGGAAGAAUCUGCCUGAGCUGUGAGGGGUUUGGUUGACAGUUGUCUCUACCUCCCUGCUUCCUAUGAUGACUGUAAAGAUUGCUCUUUCGUUAGCAGUGGUACCAAGGAGCAGGGUAUGUAUGAAUGUGAUACUCUGCAUUUAGUAAAAACACUAACUAUGGGAGCAAGUAAGUAAUUCCUUUAAAACCUUUUCAAUCUGAAUAUGUUUUCCAUUGUGCUCCCUCUCCCCUUCCUGCCCCCCACCAAAAAUGGGGGAGUAGUGAAAUAAAAGUUUCGGGAUUGACCUGAGACACAAAGGACUUAAAGCAAAUUAGGAAAAGGAAAACACAUCCUGAACUUAGCUUUCCACUAAGAAAUGUUUAACUAUUUACAGCACUCACCAAAAACUACCAAUAGGACAAAAUUUCUUCCCCAGAAUUUACAUUUCUGCCCCAACCCCUUCCAAAGCACAGAUGCCUUAACUCAGACUGAGUUGGCAUUUAGUCUUUAAUGUAGCAUUCAUUGUCAGUAGAACUUUUGCAAAGACGAAUGUGUCCUAUAUGUGCCCUGUGCAGUGGUAGCCACUAGCCACAUGCGGCUGAGCACUUUUAAUGUGAUUAGUGUGAGGAAUUUUUCAACUUUAUUUUAUUUUAAGUAGCUACAUGUGGCUAGUAGCUACUGUACUGGACAGCGCAGGUAUAGGGCAAUCAAUACCCAGAACCUUCUAUUCAAGACAUGCCCUCUUGCCCCAUGGCUCACACUCACUAUCACAGGGAAAGGUGAAUUACACAGGGAUGUGUCUUCCCACAUCUUUUAAAGACUUCAUAAGCAUCUACUUUCCCAUCCUGCCUAAACCCAUUUAUCUACAUCAGUUCCUAUGGACGCAGAGUUGUUAAAUCUGACAAAAUGAUUAAAUUGUAUGUGUAUGUGUG
This is a messenger RNA of Myotis daubentonii (Daubenton's bat), 2223 nucleotides long. It is a transcript of the gene SLC7A6OS, whose product is annotated as solute carrier family 7 member 6 opposite strand. Gene Ontology annotation, biological process: developmental process. Bases 22 to 1005 code for a protein of 327 amino acids. The transcript is spliced from 4 exons. The record is from RefSeq and is a predicted model, not a curated record. NCBI's taxonomy places the organism in Eukaryota, Metazoa, Chordata, Mammalia, Chiroptera, Vespertilionidae.